Molecule: messenger RNA, 280 nt
Organism: Racocetra persica
Lineage: Eukaryota; Fungi; Glomeromycota; Glomeromycetes; Diversisporales; Gigasporaceae
Source: the annotation of a GenBank genome assembly
UUCGCAAUGAAGAUGACCAAGAUUCUAAAGACGAUGACAAAAACUCCAAAGACAAUGACAACGGCUCCAGUGAUGACAGUUCCAAGAACUAUGACUCUGGUAAAGCUAAAUUACAUCUAGAAAGCAAAAAAAAAGAAUUUCGCAAUGAAGAUGACCAAGAUUCUAAAGACGAUGACAAAAACUCCAAAGACAAUGACAACGGCUCCAGUGAUGACAGUUCCAAGAACUAUGACUCUGGUAAAGCUAAAUUACAUCUAGAAAGCAAAAAAAAAGAAUGUUA